This is a messenger RNA of Spea bombifrons (plains spadefoot toad), 937 nucleotides long. It is a transcript of the gene MED4, whose product is annotated as mediator complex subunit 4. Gene Ontology annotation, biological process: regulation of transcription by RNA polymerase II. The transcript is spliced from 7 exons. Lineage: Eukaryota; Metazoa; Chordata; Amphibia; Anura; Pelobatidae. Gene Ontology annotation, cellular component: mediator complex; core mediator complex. Bases 23 to 781 code for a protein of 252 amino acids. The record is from RefSeq and is a predicted model, not a curated record. Gene Ontology annotation, molecular function: transcription coregulator activity.
UCUGUGUUUCCCUUACUGGGCAAUGGCGGCCUCCGACAAGAGUACCAAACAGAGGCUUCUCUCCGCGCUGGAUGAUCUGGAAGUGCUGUCCCGGGAACUCAUUGAAAUGUUGGCACUUUCUAGAAACCAGAAGCUCAACCAGCCCGGGGAAGAGAAUCAGAUUUUGGAUUUGCUAAUUCAGAGGGAUGGGGAAUUCCAGGAGCUUAUAAAGCUGGCGUUCAGUCAAGGCAAAAUUCACCAAGAAAUGCAGCUGUUACAAAAGGAGGUUGAGAAGCGAGACAGUGAUAUUCAACAGCUGCAAAAACAACUCAAAGAAGCUGAACACAUACUGGCAACUGCUGUUUACCAAGCUAAGGAAAAACUUAAGUCAAUAGAGAAGGCAAGAAAAGGUUCCAUUUCCUCUGAAGAACUUAUUAAAUAUGCCCAUCGGAUUAGUGCAAGCAAUGCUGUGUGUGCUCCUUUGACUUGGGUGCCAGGUGAUCCACGGCGGCCGUACCCUACAGAUUUGGAAAUGAGAAGUGGCCUGCUUGGUCAGAUGAGCAAUCUGCCCACUAAUGGCGUCAAUGGGCAUUUACCAGGGGAUGCGCUUGCCGCAGGAAGGCUACCAGACGUCUUGGCUCCACAGUACCCAUGGCAGUCGAGUGAUAUAUCCAUGAACAUGCUGCCGCCAAACCACAGCAAUGAAUUUUUAAUGGAAUCUCUGGGGCCAAAUAAAGAGAAUGAAGAUGACGUUGAAGUCAUGUCAACAGAUUCCUCCAGCAGCAGCAGUGACUCUGAUUAACUUUCAGUGGAAAGAAAGGCCGCUUUAUGAGAGCACGAACGUAAAAUUAUUUUGUGCGGGACAUAUUGGCAACCUUGCAGAAUUUGUUUUGCAUUAAUGCCAGGGUAAAAAAAAACGUACUGAUUUUGUUAUCAACGGAUGACAGUUUUGUAUAAA